Molecule: messenger RNA, 267 nt
Organism: Trametes versicolor FP-101664 SS1
Lineage: Eukaryota; Fungi; Basidiomycota; Agaricomycetes; Polyporales; Polyporaceae
Exons: 1
Source: RefSeq, a predicted model, not a curated record
UGCUCAUACGUGGCGCCCAAAGGGCGCCGCCCGGACCUCGCGCGGCACGUCAACACGCACAUGCGGAGCAACAACGACGAGAGCUUCAAGUGUUGCGGCGUUCCGCUCGCGUGCGCGCAGGCCGCGGGGGUGCCCACGGAGAGGAUGAAAGAGAAGCCGCUCGUAUAUCAGAAGAUAGAGAUGGUGGGCGGGUGCAGGAAGGCGUUCAGCAGGCGGGAUGCGCUGUUACGGCAUCUGCGCGACAAUAAGGGGGUGUGCUUCGGGGAU